Messenger RNA from Saccoglossus kowalevskii, 419 nucleotides. Its product is annotated as TIM double twin CX3C motif protein-like. Gene Ontology annotation, cellular component: cytoplasm. Lineage: Eukaryota; Metazoa; Hemichordata; Enteropneusta; Harrimaniidae. The record is from RefSeq and is a predicted model, not a curated record.
CGAAGAUGUACAAGUGCAGUGCCAGAUGUUGUGAUAAUAAGGGGUAUUCAAUGGAAGAAGCACAGCGUUGCAUAGAACAGUGUUCACAGCCAGUACAACAAGCACAGGUUUAUGUACAGAAUGAACUCAGGGAUUUUCAGGAUCGUCUACAGAGAGGUGCCAUGCAGUGUCAAGAUGAACUUAAAGAUAUGGUUGCUAAGGGAAUAACGGAUGAAAUAAUAAUGAGAAAUAAUAUGGAAAAAUGUCUUAAUAAAUGUGCAGACAAGCAUAUAGAUCUACUGCCCUCUAUGAUGAAACGGAUGAAACAAACACUAGCUAGUUAUGAUAAAUAAUUUUUGUAAUUUAAUUUUUUCAAUGGAAUGUCGCAAAUUAAAAGUAUGUAUUAGUUAUUAUGGUAAUGAAUAUUUUUAUAGUCAUAA